Molecule: messenger RNA, 1212 nt
Organism: Rhagoletis zephyria (snowberry fruit fly)
Lineage: Eukaryota; Metazoa; Arthropoda; Insecta; Diptera; Tephritidae
Product: ATP-binding cassette sub-family F member 1-like
Molecular function (GO): ATP binding; ATP hydrolysis activity
Source: RefSeq, a predicted model, not a curated record
UGGCGCAUGCGUGUUUCGUUAGCGCGAGCACUUUACUUGGAACCAACCUUACUUAUGCUUGAUGAACCUACUAACCAUUUGGAUUUGAACGCUGUAAUCUGGUUAGAUAAUUAUUUGCAGGGUUGGAAAAAGACGCUUUUAAUAGUUUCCCACGACCAGAGUUUCUUAGACAACGUAUGUAACGAAAUAAUACAUCUCGAUCAGAAGAAACUGCAUUACUACAAGGGUAAUUACUCCAUGUUUAAGAAGAUGUAUGUUCAAAAGCGGCGCGAAAUGAUAAAGGAAUAUGAGAAGCAGGAGAAACGCUUGAGAGAACUGAAAGCUCAUGGUCAAUCAAAGAAAGCAGCUGAAAAAAAGCAGAAAGAAGUUCUCACCCGAAAACAAGAGAAAGGGAGGCCUAAGCAGCAGAAGCAAGAUGACGAUGAUGGGCCUCAGGAACUAUUGGCUCGUCCAAAAGAGUAUAUCGUCAAAUUCCGCUUUCCAGAACCGUCACAGCUGCAACCCCCUAUUUUGGGAAUACACAAUGUUACUUUUGCUUAUGAAGGGCAAAAGCCACUGUUUGUCAAUACAGAUUUCGGUAUAGACUUGACAAGUCGAGUGGCCAUCGUUGGGCCAAAUGGUGUGGGCAAAUCUACGUUCCUUAAAUUGCUACUUGGGGAAUUGGAGCCACAAAAAGGAGAGCAACGCAAAAAUCAUCGGCUUCGAGUCGGUCGAUUUGAUCAGCACUCUGGUGAACAUCUAACUGCCGAGGAGUCCGCCGCAGAGUAUUUGCAACGCCUUUUCAAUUUGCAACACGAGAAGGCGCGCAAGGCGUUAGGUUCGUUUGGUUUGGUGAGCCAUGCGCAUACUAUAAAAAUGAAGGAUCUCUCCGGUGGUCAGAAAGCGCGAGUUGCCCUCGCUGAACUCUGUCUAAGUGCGCCCGAUGUGCUGAUUCUCGAUGAACCUACGAACAAUCUCGACAUUGAGUCUAUUGACGCCUUAGCAGAAGCCAUUAACGAGUACGAGGGUGGUGUAAUUAUAGUAUCUCACGACGAACGGUUGAUUCGUGAAACUGGCUGUACAUUGUACGUAAUUGAAGACCAGACCAUUAAUGAAAUCGAUGGUGAAUUUGAUGACUACCGUAAGGAGGUGCUGGACGCGCUCGGCGAAGUGGUCAAUAAUCCGAGUGUUGUGGCUAACGCAGCCGUGUUGCAAUAAUUAAACACGUCUUUG